Molecule: messenger RNA, 834 nt
Organism: Penicillium daleae
Lineage: Eukaryota; Fungi; Ascomycota; Eurotiomycetes; Eurotiales; Aspergillaceae
Product: RTA1 domain-containing protein
Exons: 2
Coding region: 1-834 (277 amino acids)
Cellular component (GO): membrane
Source: RefSeq, a predicted model, not a curated record
AUGGCAGCAUACGUUCUCUACAAUUACACACCAUCUUUGGCAGUCGCUGUCAUUGCGCUGCUUUUGUUUCUUGGGGCUACGCUUGCCCAUAUCUUUCUCGCUAUUAAGCACCGACUGAAAUUUCUCAUCGCAUUCAUCAUUGGAGGCUUCUUCGAGAUUGUUGGUUACGCUGCUAGAGCAGUGAAUGCCCACCAAGCGCCAAACUAUGGAACAAUGCCGUAUGCCCUGCAGAGUGUUUUCAUAUUGCUCGCGCCAUCGCUUUUUGCGGCCUCUAUUUAUAUGGUCCUGGGUCGUCUUAUACGUCGGGUUGAUGGAGAUUCCAGAUCUCUCAUCCAGUCCACGAAAUUGACAAAGAUAUUUGUCGUUGGGGAUAUUUUAUCGUUUCUUGUUCAAAGCGGAGGCGGCGCCAUUCUUACCGGUGCAAAAUCUGCAAGCAAGAUGAAGCUCGGCGAAAACGUUAUCAUAGUUGGUCUUUUUGUCCAGAUCAUCUUCUUUGGAUUUUUCGUGGUUGUCUCAGUCAUUUUCCACAAAAGAAUCGUCGCCAAUCCUACUACAGAGUCGGCUACAUGCAGCGUCAACUGGAAGCGCUAUCUUUUUGUCCUCUAUUUUGCUAGUGCUAUGAUCAUGAUACGAUGCAUCUAUCGAGUCAUUGAGUACAUUCAGGGUCAAACUGGCAUACUCCAAAGUCACGAGUACUAUUCAUACAUGUUCGACGCCUUGUUGAUGUUUCAAGUGAUGAUUGUCUUCAUGAUCUUUCACCCAAGUCAGAUCAUCUUGCGUGAUACACCCAAACUAGACGAAGCUGAGUUGAUUUAUCAGCGACUGCAUGAGUGA